AUGGUAGACAAUAAUGUGUCCAAAAACAGGAAGUGGCACACCCAAAAUUUCAAAAAGUCGUGGUUGGAGGUUGCUGAGCUUAAAGAUUGGUUACGGCAAGGUGAUAACAUUCCUGAUGCCUGUUAUUGCGAUACUCUUCUGGAUGCAAUUGUAGUAGAAAAUUGUUCGUCUCAGAGUUUGUACGAUGCUGUCAAGUCUACGCUUACAAAAGAAGAUGUAUCUAUGAGCAACAUACUUGGAUUUGCCAGCGAUAAUUACUCAACUUUGAUGGGUAACGAGAGCGGGUUUCAAAAGUUAUUGAGAAACGAUAUUCCGACUGUAUUUACAAUAGGCUGUGUUUGCCAUUCGUCUGCACUUUGUUCAAAUCAUGCAGUGAAGGUGUCACCUUCGUAUCUCGAGUCCUUUUUAAAGGGCUUAACUUCUUACUUUUCUCGAAGUAGCAAACAUCAAAAUGACUUCAAUAUGAUACAAAGUGUUGCUGGCACAAAAGAAAACAAGAUUUCAAAGCUUUCACAAACUAGUGAAAAUGUAAUUAACGUUAUAAUAGAACAGUGGGAUACCCUUGUACUUUAUUUUCAGUCUGAGGCUAAAGUAGAAAAAGUGGACAGAGCAAAAAGGAUCUAUGAAUCAAUGAUUAACAAAGGGAUGAAGCACAUUCUGCUCUUCUUACAUUAUAUAUUAAAAAAAGUAAAUGCUCUUAAUGUCGAGUUUCAAUCGGAACACUUUCGACUGCAUCUGUUGCAUACACUCGUAUCCAGUGAAUAUAAAAGUAUCCUUAAUUGCUUUAUAAAAGAGGGUGUUUUAGCUGUAUCUAAAUUAUCAGAUAUUGAUCUUAAUAACAACAAAUCACAAAGAUAUAAGUGA
Molecule: messenger RNA, 864 nt
Organism: Octopus sinensis (East Asian common octopus)
Lineage: Eukaryota; Metazoa; Mollusca; Cephalopoda; Octopoda; Octopodidae
Exons: 2
Coding region: 1-864 (287 amino acids)
Source: RefSeq, a predicted model, not a curated record